CGCCCGUCUUCCUUGCCUCAACGUCGCCACCAAAUCCAACCGCCUGGACGCCACCGCCCCGCCCCACCUUGGCGCCGCCGCUCCAUCCAACUGCCUGGACGCCACCGCCCUGCCCCACCUUGGCGCCACUGCUCCAUCCAACUGCCUCGACGGGUGUCUGCUCCUCACUACCUGGCCGUGUUCAAGAUGCCCCCUGGAAGGAUGGAUGGGGCAAGGACACGCAAAGACCUUGGUGAGGUGCCAAUUACUGAGUAUGAAAAGGAGAGGGCUUUAAAUGUGAUGAGGAACAACAAAAUGUUGAGUAGUCUUGGUAUAACUGGAUUAACAUCACUUAUUCGAUCAAGUAGUACAAGGAAGAACUCUAUCGCUCGUGAAGACUUUGAUCCAUUGUAUGAACCUGAUCAUAGUGAGGACAAUGAUCAUCAUGUGGCUGAUCAGGAUGAACCUUUCUGCAUUGAAAGAAGGACCACCAACAUGUCUACUGGUUUUGGAGGAACAAAAGGAUCCAAGAGAGUGGUAGCACCUAAUGUAGAAGACCAAGUUGGUAGAGUAACUAGGCAGAAGACAAAGGAACUAUCCUUAGUUGAGAAAGAUAUACAUGGUUCGACUGCAAAUACAGAUGAGCACACAUUGAUUUCUGCCAAUUUUUCUGCACACCAUGAUGACGAGAUUCAGAUGUGUGAUGAAGGUCAAAUAGAUGUCAUGACAGAUAAAUGGAUAAGGGGAAAAAGUAUGGGCAAACAAUUGGAAAGGAUAAGUCGAGGCUUAAACACUAAGAUCCCAUUGGUCAUCACUGAAGGGAAUAGACGUCCUGAGGUUCCUAUGCAAGCUGCAAUGCUUGCAUCAGAAGGAGGAAUUGUAAUUAGGCAACAUAUGCCGAUCCUAACACACUGGAAGGAGUACAAGAAUGACAAAUCCUAUUUGGAAGACUUCGUCGGUAGAAUUGGUGGUCAAUUUGCCAUAGACACCAAAAACAAAGAUGUCAAAUAUGCAUGUGCUGAUUUGAUGAGGUGUAAUCAGCGACAAAUGAGAUAUAAGCUCAAGAAGGCUUACUUUAAUGGUGUGGCAGCUGACAAAGUGAGAACAACAUCACCGUUGAGUACUAUGACAGAUGAGCAAUGGAUGCAACUCGUCAAUAUGUGGUCUACCCCAAAGCACAAGGAUAAAUGUGUGAACAACAAAGUGAUUCGUGGAAAAGUUCGGUUCCAGCAAAAGACAGGAUCUCGGAGUUACAUUGCACAUAUGCAUGUCGUGAAGCAAGCCAAAUAUGGAGAUGCACCACCAAGUGCGAUUGAUCUUUUUAAAGAGUGCCAUUGUAGUAGGAAGACUGGUUUUGCUGAGCCUGUAAAGGAAGCAAUUGACACAAUGGAAGCACUUGUGGCUGAGCCUGGAGUAGAAGGGAAAGAAUCUAAGACCCCUACAGAAGCAGUUGCUCAAGUGUUGUCUUCAUCAAAAUUUCUUUAUAAUAUCGGUCUUGUACCCACCACAAAGAAAAGCUGCAAUGGUGGUGAUCCUACAUGUGUGGCAGAACUUGAGGCUGAACUUGAAUCAGAGAAGCAAAACUCAUUAGAAGUUAGAGCUCAGUUAGAUGCCCUAAAGAAGAAGGUAGAAGAAUCAGAAGAAGCAAGGGCUAAGGAGUUAGAAAAGAUCAAUGAUCUGCAAAAAGGAGCAGAUGAGACCAAUGCUCUCCUUCGUCGUCUCUUUAGCCUCAAUAAGUAGUUGGUCGAUUGUGCCCUGAUUUUGCUGUCCUAUUUGUACUCUGCUUUGCACUCUACUUGAUGCUGGUGAUAAAACAUGAUGAUAGUUUUAAUUUUGAUAUGUC
This is a messenger RNA of Zea mays, 1822 nucleotides long. RefSeq lists its product as uncharacterized. Bases 187 to 1719 code for a protein of 510 amino acids. The transcript has 8 exons. The record is from RefSeq and is a predicted model, not a curated record. NCBI's taxonomy places the organism in Eukaryota, Viridiplantae, Streptophyta, Magnoliopsida, Poales, Poaceae.